AUGGCUGCGCAAGUGGCAUCGGCACCCUCCAGAAAUAACAACAAGAACAAGAAAUUAUCCAGCGGCUUGGGCACGGAGCUCAAUUCGGGGAAAUCCGGAGGAGUAGGAGGAGGAGGGGGAAGCGUUCAGCAGCGCAGCGGGCAGAUGCUGGGAGCCGGAGAUGGGACUCUAAAUAAUGUAGACCAUCACCGCCGAACGGAGCCCGGCAUGGUGCGUUCAACUUCCGCGGGUCACGGUAAGGAUGGGAAUAACCUCACGUCGUCUAAUUCCAACGCUUCCUCCAUGGAAACGGGUUUGAUCGCCAACAAUAAGCUGAAAUGUGUCGAGAGCGGGGACCCCCCUCAGUCCCAGACACCGCAGCCGCAAUUCGGCCAGUUUGCGCCGCAUCCGCAACGUCAGAUGCACAGCAACAACAACGGACAGGGACCCCGAGGGACCGUGGAUCACCACGGCGGUAAAGAGAACCUUCUGGGGGGUCACGUGGAGUCACAGUUGCAAGGUAAAGGUGAGGGGCAUCUUAAACCCACAGAGGUGAUGAUGUCUUCAAGGUAUGAUCACACCAACUUGGGGCCAACCAGCAACAAUUCAGAGUUUAACAACAACUAUUACUCAACAAGGUCUUAUGAGCAACAUGGCGGACAACAACAGCAACAAGGGAUGGGGUUAUCAUCUGCUCAUAACAGCAUGGACAACUCCCAUGAAGCAGGCUACCAGAACAGCCAGUACAACCAGUACCCUGCUUAUAAUCGGACACGAUACGGGGGGACCUACGGCAUGGUGGUCCCCUCUGGGUGCAGGCAACCUGACAACAUGAUGAUGAGUAGCAACUCCUCAGCAAGCCACGGCAAGUCAACGCUUGGAGCCUCUUCCAGUGGCUUCCAAAGGUUCCCGGGACCAACUCAGCAGCAGCACCCCUCAGGUGCAACCCCGACCCUCAACCAGCUGCUCACGUCACCGAGCCCCAUGAUGCGGGGCUACGGCGGGGCCUACCAAGACUACGGCGGAUCCGCGGCACAGCAGGGUCUGGGGAAAGAUGUGGGCCCCCAGUAUGGAGCCACCACUGCUCACGGCUGGGGAGGCCAGACCAGGAAUCAUCCGCAUCCAAUUAGUACAGGCAAUGGAGGGCAAGGCCUCGGGAGGAGUCAGGUGUCCUCCAUGGACUUUAUGGCGAUGAAGCGCUCGCAGCUUUAUGGUAUGGCCGAUAAUCCAUACUCCGGCCCGCAGCAGCCCGGGGGUGGGCCUUACCCUCCUACCCAGCCGUAUACGCCGCCUCCCUCACACCGCUAUCCAAUGGGCAUGCAGGGAAGAGGUCAAAUGGGCAUGGGGAGCAUGCAGUAUCCUCAGCAUCAGCAAGUGGCGCCCUACAGCCAACAGGGGAUGGCCAGCUAUAGCCAGCAGCAGCAACAGGCAGGCCAGCAGGGAACUCCACCCUAUUUUAGUCCACCGCAACAGACACCUUCUGGACCUAACCAGAGCCCUUACCUGCAGUCACGACCACCGCCACAGCAGGAGGCACGGCAAGAGAAUUACAGCAGCAGAGGACCUGGCCCAGGGAAUUCUGGGAAGAACAGUAACGAGGACGGCAGCUCCUCUACAGACCGCCCUUCCAGUCUGCCGGAUUUGUCUGGCUCAAUUGAUGACCUCCCCACGGGGACAGAGGCUGGUCUCGGAUCAGCCGUCGGCAGCGGCAGUAACCAAGGAGAGCAAACAGGUGCCAGCAUCCAGAGACAAUCUCCUUUCUCUCCCCACGCCUCGCCACGCCUUCAUAGCCAGAGGAGUGGACCUUCACCCUCCCCUGUGGGCUCACCUGCAGGCUCCAGUCAGUCCCGUUCAGGCUCUGGACCCAUCUCCCCCGCCAGCGGACCCACCGCUGUUGCCAACGCAUCAGGCUCCACCUCAAAUCCACCGAGCUCUGGAAAUGGACCGGAUGGAUCCCGCCCACCUAUCACCCGAUCACCAAUGGCUCAGGAGGGAGGUUUUAUGUCGAGCAUGCCAAGAAACCAGUCUGUCUCUCAAUUCCCCAUGUAUCCCGGGAUGGGGCCCUUCUCCCAAAGUGGCUCCGCAGGCCCUUACGCACCUCAAGAAACCCAGUAUGGACACCAAGGGAACUAUCCUCGGCCCUCCAACUACAGUGGGACUCCAAGUACCAACUACAGUAUUCCUGGCCCAGCCAUGGCCAACAGUGUGGCCAUGAACGCAAGCAGCCCUAUGCACGGCCACGGCCCUGGUCAACCCAUCCCUGGAGGACGUAAUCAUGGACCGGGAAACCACAAUAGAGGGUAUCCCACCAUCGCCCCCAACUCCCCCAACAUGCCUCAGCCAGCAGGACCGGGGAUGGGCCCUCCCUCUUCAGGGACUCCUAACCGCAAAACACAAGAGGCAUCCGUCACCAUGCCAAGCUCAAUCAAUGCUUCACACAGCAGGCAGGGCAGCUAUCAAGGACCUAGCAUCAGCCAAGCAAGCACCAUAGCCCCCUACAGCCGGCCAGCAGCCAACAAUAUUUCAGCAAUGGGCAACGCACAAGGUUCGGCCUACAAUGUGAUACCAUCAGGACCCAUUGGAAUGUCCGGGGACGGGAUGUUGAUGAGCCCAGAUGUGAAAAUGAAAGCAGAUGCAAAAGAUGACAAUGGCCCUGCCAAUGACACUCACAAGCCAAAGAUACAAGAGAGUCACAACAACAGCAGCACCGGCUCCCAGCAGUGUGCUUCGCAACCGGCUACACCAAGCAAUGCUCUGCCAGUCCCCUCCCCACUGUCACCCAGCCCAGCUAGCUUGUCAUCAUAUCACGGCGAUGAUAGUGACAGCAUAAGCAGCCCUCCUUGGCCCGUCAAGGCCCCUCCAAGCCCAAAAGCCAAUCCCCACUUGUCAAUAUCCAGUGGCGAGCGAAUCUCACGUCUUUACGAGCUGGGUGUUGAGCCAGAGAGGCGGAACUGGGUAGAACGCUAUCUUUCCUUCAUGGAGGAGAGGGGGACGCCUGUUUCCCAGCUUCCUAUUGUGGGGAAAAAGCCUCUGGAUCUCUGGAAAUUCUACAUUGCUGUUCGGGAGAUUGGAGGCCUCGCCAUGGUAAACAAGAACAAGAAAUGGCGCGAGCUCUCCACCACACUGAGCGUGGGAACCUCCAGCAGCUCAGCCAGCUCACUCAAGAAGCACUACAUCCAGUACCUAUUUGCCUAUGAGUGUAAGAUGGAGCGGGGUGAAGAGCCACCAGCAGACAGCAGCAGCAGCAGUAGUGGAAGCAUGGCUGCAGGGGACAACAGGAAGCAGGUCAAGAUUCAGCCUCCCUCGCCUGCUAAUUCAGGUGGCUCGCUCCAAGGUCCACAGACACCACAAUCUUCUGGCAGCAGCUCCACUGCGGAAGGUGCAGGGGACCGUUUAACCCCCACCCGUGCUACCACCCCUCUUGGACAGAGCACACCUGUGCCUCCAAACAGGAGCAGCGUGAGUGUGCAGGAUCCCUUCUCAGAAGUCAGCGACCCGGCCUUCCAGAAGCGUGUUGCCUCCCUGCCACCCUCUGCUCCGUACCAGCAAGGCCUCGGCAUGCCUGACAUGAUGAUGAGGAUGCAAUAUGAUGCCAAGGACCCCUUCGUUGGCAUGAGGAAGAUGGCAGGUGCAGAUCCUUACAUGCCUGGCCAGGCCCCUCCUGGAGGUGUGCAGGACAUGUACGGUCGGCCACCAACUGCCGUUAGCAUGAGUCAACGCUCACAGUACUCAUAUGGACCAGGCUAUGACAGGAGACCAGACCACUUGAUGGGAAUGGAAGGAGGCAUGGGUCCUCCUGGUAGUCAGAACAGCAUCGCACCUCACAGUGAGGGUAGUAUGUAUUCUUCCAGCAGAUAUCCAUCACAGCAGAGACAUGACGGCUACAGUCCACAGUACCCUGGCAUGCCAUACGGGAUGCAUCCUUCCGGGAUGUACCAACAGCAACAGGGCUACAAACGGUCAAUGGAUGGUAUGUAUGGUCCACCGCCAAAGAGGCAUGAGAGUGAGAUGUAUGGCAUGCAGUACUCCAACCAGCAGGCAGACAUGUAUAACCACUAUGGUGGGGGCUAUUCAGGCCCAGAACACAGACCCAUCCAAGGACAGUUCCCCUACCCCUACACCCGCGAACGGAUGAGUACUUCAAUGCCAAGCCAACAUGGAAUGAUUGGUGGGGGGCCUCCUCCUCACCACGCUGGUGAUGGUCCCAACAUUUGGCCAUCCAGGACAGACAUCAGUUAUCCUUAUCCCAAUCGACAAGGACACGCAUCCCAAAUACCUCCUUACGGCUCAAUUGGCAGAGAAGACAUGGAUGGCCGGCCGGGCCAGGAGCAAUGGCACCGGCAGUCUCCCUAUAUGUCAUCAUCUGGUGGUAUAACUCCAUUUUCAUCACGCCACCCCCAAUCUUCUUACUCCAAUUCACAAUCUAUGGCAAACCACCUGCCCAGAGCCCCCAGUCCAGGAGCUUUCCAGCGCUCCUUGGAGUCUCGUGUGUCACCAAGCAAAGCAGCUUUCCUGUCAGCCAUGAAAAUGUCAAAACCUGGGAUGUCCAUGAUGGGAUCUCAGGGGUGUGGACCUCUGGGUCAGUUCCCUCACAACCUGAGGAGGGACCUUAACUACCCACCCGGAUCGGUGGAGGGCACCAUGCCAAUUCUCAGGCCUCGACGCAAGCUUACCUCCAAGGACACAGGGAUUCCCGAGGCCUGGCGUGUCAUGAUGUCUCUUAAAUCUGGAUUAUUAGCAGAGAGCACAUGGGCGCUUGACACAAUCAACAUUCUGCUUUAUGACGACAGCACCGUUGCUUCAUUUAACCUAUCCCAGUUGCCAGGCUUCCUGGAGCUCAUUGUGGAGUACUUCCGCCGUUGCCUGAUUGAGAUCUUUGGCAUCCUGCAAGAGUUUGAAGUGGGGACGAUGAUAAAGGAAAGCUUGUCGGACCUCACCUCCUGGCAGAAGGAAGAAGUCAUCUUGGACAAUGAAACGGAAAGUGCGGUACAAUCUAAAUCUGGGUCCAUCCCAAGUCUAGCAGUGCUAGAGGAGCUACCAGGAAAUAUUAUGAAGGAAUAUGUUGCUGUUACCAAUGAGAAGAAUAAACCUGAUGAGUGCUUAAAAAAGGAUGACAAAGAAAAGAAAUCAGAGUUGAAAAAUGAGAGUGAUGUAGAACUUCCUGUUGCUGAGCUGGAACCAAAGCCCAAACAAGCCAGCAAAUAUGAUAAGUUCCCCAUAACCAUUGUUGACAAAGAUGACCUUUGUGAAGACAUGACAGAUCACUUAGUUGAUGAGUUCACCAGUGGUCUACUUCACUGGCAAGCUGGUGGAGGCGACACCACGGCUCACAUUCAGACAUACUUUGAACCCCGCAGUGACCCAACCGCCAGGGUGGAGGACAAGAUAUUCAAAGAAAUUGAAGACAACGACGAAAAGGAACAACCAAGGAAACGUAUCACCGCGACCAUUGACGAUAUCCUGUGUGCACGGGUUGACGCACUCUCCAAUGCCCACCCUGCUCGCUCACUGCCAUCCUACCCUUUCAGGGUGCAUCCAGAUGGAGAACAGGACCAUAUCACCUUGUUGGAAGAUGAACCACGUUGUCUGGAUGAAACCCCGCUAUCCACAAGCUCAGCCUGGCAGGACUCAUUGGCCAAACGCUGCCUCUGCAUUUCCAACAUUGUCCGCGGCUUGUCAUUCAUACCAGGGAAUGACUCUGCUAUGUCGCGACACCCCGCCCUGGUUCUUCUUCUGGGCAGGCUCCUGCUGCUGCACCACCAACAUCCUGAGAGGACCAGAUCGCCACCCAGCUAUCAAAGAAAUGAACAGCAGGACAAGGGGCUGUCGAGUAGUAAAUACGAGUGGUGGUGGGAGUGUCUGAGUCAGCUGAGGGAGAAUGCAAUGGUAACUCUGGCUAAUAUCUCAGGCCAGCUGGAUCUCUCCACCUACAGCGAUACCAUCUGCCUCCCCAUCUUGGAUGGCCUCCUCCACUGGAUGGUGUGCCCUUCAGCCGAAGCCCAGGACCCGUUCCCUUCGGCGGUGGCCGACUCCCAGCUCACUCCUCAGCGGCUGGUUCUGGAGUGCCUUUGCAAGCUGAGCAUCCAGGAAGGGAACGUUGAUCUCCUUCUCGCCACGCCACCUUUCAGUCGACAAGAGAAACUCUUCACAGUACUUGUCCGCUAUGUAGGUCAAAGAAAGGCCCAAGUGUACAGGGAAAUGGCAGUGGCCAUCACCUCCCACCUGGCACAAGGAGACCCAACUGCAGCCCGUGUAAUAGCCAUGCAAAAAGGCAGCGUGGGCAAUUUGGUAGCCUUUUUACAAGAUGGCAUCAACAUGGCGCAGUACCAGCAUAACCCUUACAGUUUGUUGCACAUGGGACACCCCCACAUGGAUCCGCCUAGUGUUAGCAUGUUGUGCAGAGCAGCUAAAGGCCUAUUGGCAAUGGCCAAAGUGGAGGAGAACAAAAGUGAGUUUGUGCUCUACGAAAGCAGAUUGUUAGACAUUUCCACGUCUUCCGUACUGAACGCUGGAGUAGUGGCAAUUAUUUGCCAGGUUCUAUUUCACUUGGGGAAGUCAUGA
Messenger RNA from Nerophis lumbriciformis (worm pipefish), 6540 nucleotides. The record is from RefSeq and is a predicted model, not a curated record. NCBI's taxonomy places the organism in Eukaryota, Metazoa, Chordata, Actinopteri, Syngnathiformes, Syngnathidae.